Molecule: messenger RNA, 1035 nt
Organism: Acomys russatus (golden spiny mouse)
Lineage: Eukaryota; Metazoa; Chordata; Mammalia; Rodentia; Muridae
Product: melanoma-associated antigen B4-like
Exons: 1
Coding region: 1-1035 (344 amino acids)
Biological process (GO): negative regulation of transcription by RNA polymerase II
Cellular component (GO): nucleus
Source: RefSeq, a predicted model, not a curated record
AUGCCUCGAGGCCAGAAGAGUAAGCUCCAUGCGCGGGAGAAACGCAAACAGGCCCGAAGUGAGGCUCAGGCUUGUCGGGAUGCUCAGAGAACAGCCCAAGAAACACCAGAGGCAGUAGAAGCGUCCCCUGCUGCCUCCCAGACCCAGGCUGAGGCCGAGGCCGAGGCCGAGGCCGAGGCUGAGGCUGAGGUGCCCAGCACUCCCGAGGCGCCUCCGACUACACCACCAUCUACCCCAAGUUUUCUGAUUAUUUCUUCCUCUGAUUCAGAUGAAAGCUGCAGUGAGGAAAGUGAGCAAAGUAGGCAGUGGGGAUACUCUGCUGGGGCCAGCCUUUACUCUGACGCUGAGCACCAAGCUCUGAUAGAGAGAAGGGUGAUGAUGCUCUUGCAGUACCUGCUCUACAACUACAAUCUGAAGCAGCUUACCACCAAGGAGGAAAUGCUGAAGCUUAUCAGCAAGAAGCAUGAGAGAGACUUCCCUGAGAUCUUCAGGAAAGCUGCUCAGAAGCUCGAGGAUACCUUUGCAGUGGAAGUGAGGGAAGUCAACUCCAGUAAUUCCUCAUAUGACCUCAUCAGCCAGCUGAAGCUCCCCAACAAUGGGAGGAUUCGUGCUGGCAGAGGCUUACCCAAGGACGGCUUCCUGCUGAGCGUCCUGGCUAUCAUCUUCGUUCGGGGCAAUCGCACCAGUGAAGAAGAGAUGUGGGAAAUCCUGAAGAAGAAGCACAUCUACCCAGGGAAGAAGCACCGCAUCUUUGGUGAACCCCGGAAGCUCAUGACCCAGUAUUUGGUGAAGCUGCAGUACCUGGAGUACCGGCAGGUGGCCAACAGCGACCCUCCACGCUAUGAGUUCCUGUGGGGUCCCCAAGCCUACGCUGAAACAAGCAAGAAGAAAGUCCUGGAAUUUUUGGCCAGGAUCAACAAAACAACACCUGAUGUCAUCGAAGCCCUUUACGAAGAGACCCUGGACGAGGAGGAGCAGAAGCAAGAAGGAGAAAAAGCCAGAGGUGAAGAUAAAGCUGCUGCCGCUGCUGACUAA